Molecule: messenger RNA, 2991 nt
Organism: Juglans microcarpa x Juglans regia
Lineage: Eukaryota; Viridiplantae; Streptophyta; Magnoliopsida; Fagales; Juglandaceae
Exons: 5
Coding region: 1-2991 (996 amino acids)
Molecular function (GO): nucleic acid binding; RNA-DNA hybrid ribonuclease activity
Source: RefSeq, a predicted model, not a curated record
AUGGGCUAUAGAGGCCCUAAGUUUACUUGGUGUAAUGGACGAGGGGAUGGUGAGGAAAUUAGUGAAAGGUUGGAUAGGUUCUUAGGAAACCAUCAACUGAAUCUUUUAUUUCCACAAGUUGUGGUGACUCAUGGGAUAGCAGCAUCUUCUGACCAUCUUCCAAUAUGGUUAGAUACUGAGGGGCAAGAUGUGUUGGUGAGGAGGAAAAUACUUUUUAGGUUUGAGGCCAUGUGGGUGGGAAAUGAAAUGUGUACCCAAAUUAUUAAGGAGGUGUGGGAUAGAAGAGGUGAUGGAGAUAGUAUGUUGGAUGUUAUGGGUCUGAUUAAAGGCUGCAGUGAGAAUUUGUUUAGGUGGAAUAAGUCAAGCUUUGGACAUGUUAGACAACAAUUGAAUGGUGCCAGGGAAAGACUAGAACAACUACAUCAAACUGCAGCAUCACAGCCUGGGAAUGUGAGACUGAAGGCUGCUAGAGAUGAGGUCCAAAUUUGGUUAGAAAGGAAGAGAUUAUGUGGAGACAGAGAUCCAAGAUGCACUGGCUUAAGGAGGCUGAUCAGAAUACUAGACUUUUUUCGAACCCUUUUUACUGCUUCUGAACAGAGGAGACAUCUGAAUAUUCUGGAGAAUAUACAGCAGAAGGUUAAUGAUGAGAUGAAUAGGGAUCUUACUAAGAUUUAUACUGCGGAUGAAGUAAAUGAGGCUCUAAAACAAAUGCAUCCAACAAAGGCACACGGCCCAGAUGGGAUGUCACCAAUUUUCUACCAAAAGUAUUGGCAUGUCAUGGGCAACUUAGUGACAUCAACUGUGCUCCGGUCCUUAAAUUCAGGUGUGUUGCCUACUGAUCUUAAUCACACCCUUAUUAGUUUGAUUCCUAAAAAGAAAUGUUGUGAAAUGGUUGCUGAUUUUCGCCCUAUUAGCCUUUAUAAUGUAAUCUACAAGUUGGUUUCUAAGACACAAGGAGCCUUUGUGCCUGGAAGGUUGAUAACUGAUAAUGUGCUAGUGGCUUAUGAGCUUGUGAACUACUUGAGGAAUAAAAGGAAAGGGAAAACAGGGUAUAUGUCCUUGAAAUUGGACAUGAGCAAGGCCUACGAUAGGGUGGAACGGGAUUUCUUAGAAGUUAUCAUGUUGAAGCUUGGCUUUGCUCGUAGUUUUGUGAAGUUAAUCAUGCAGUGUAUUAGUACUGUUUCUUUCUCAGUUUUGGUGAAUGGUUUGCAAAUAGGUCCUAUUUUUCCAAGUAGAGGGAUAAGGCAAGGGGACCCUCUAUCCCCUUACCUCUUCCUUUUAUGCACAAAGGGCUUAACUAGUUUGUUAAAAACUGCUGCGAGGAACAACACUGUCAGGGGGCUGCGUGUGUGUGGAGGAGCUCCAGAGAUUAACCACCUUCUUUUUGCAGAUGAUAGCAUCAUUUUCUGUAAGGCUGAUGUUAGUACAACAAGGAAUAUUCAAUCUAUUUUUGACAAGUAUGAGUCUGCCUCUGGUCAGAAAAUUAAUAGACAAAAAACUGCUAUGGUCUUCUCAAGGAAUGUGAGAAAGGAUAAACAAGGGCUUUUGCUGAGAUUAAGAGUAGGGUCUGGAAUAAAUUACAAAGUUGGAAAGAACAAUUGCUGUCUCAGGGGGGAAGAGAGAAUUUUUAAAGCAAGAUACUUUCCACAAGGGGAUUCUUUUGCUUCCAAGCUAGGACCAAACCCCUCUUACACAUGGAAAGGGAUAUGGGAAGCCAAAAAGUGGUUGGUGCAAGGUUGCAGAUGGAGAGUGGGUUCAGGAGAAAAUAUUCAUAUCUGGAAGGAUGCUUGGAUUCCUGGUCACAAGCCGUUGGUGGAUGAAUUGAUCUUGAGGGAAGGUAUUGACAUGGAUGAGACAGUGGACAUUCCACUUGAUCCAGAAACAAAAGGAUGGAGGAUGGAUCAUAUUAGAGCUCUCUUUAAUCCAAUUGUAGUAGCUGACAUCUUGAAAAUAAGGCUGUCAUCCAACCAGUAUGAAGAUAAAUGGAUAUGGACAGAAGAAAAGAAUGGGGUUUUUAGUGUUAAAAGUGCUUAUAGACUUAUACAAGACUUGCGGAGCAGUAGUGAGGGGGAGAGUUUAGAUGCUACAGACCAAAGGAAGCUGUGGAAGAUGCAGGUGCCAAAGAGAAUUCAAAUUUUUGCAUGGCGAGCUUGUAAAGACAUAUUGCCUACUCUGCAUAACCUGAAAAAGAAGAAAGUAGAUGUGGAAGAUAGGUGUUGUUUCUACAAGGAAGCCCCUGAGGAUGUUCAUCAUGCCUUAGUGUAUUGUCCAUCUUUCAAAGGUUUAUGGCAGAAUUAUGUACCUGUUAUGCAGCAAUUACCUCUAGAUUUGGAUUUCUUGGCUGUUAUUAUUCUUGAUAGAGGAACAAAACGCAACAAAAUGCAGAUGGAACAACUCUUGCUUCAGCCCGAGCAGGUUAUUAACCACUCCCUGUCUAUGCAUAAAACUUUUACUGACUUGAGAGUUUCAACAACUCAAAAUGCCAAUAGAGCAUGCAGAUGGAAUCCUCCUCCAAGAGAUUUUCAAAAAUUGAUUGUGGAUGGAGCUGUGUUUUUAUAUGUGAGAAAAGUUGGUGUGGGGGUGGUACUUCGCGAUGACAAAGGUAAACUAGUGAUGCCUGCAAGCAAGAUUGAAAAUGAGGUAGAAAAUCCAUCUACCAUUGAACUGGUAGCACUAUUAAGAGGUUUACAACUGAUUGUCCACUUGGGGUUUUCAAAACUUGUUGUUGAGAGUGACUGUAUGUUGUUGGUUCAAGAACUUAAUAAAGAACAAGACUUCUUGUCAGCAGAUGGUAAUCUUAUUAUAGAAGCUAAGAGCUUGCUUAAACAUUUUCAAGAGGUUGAAGUCCAACAUGUGCAUCGAAUGGGGAAUGAGGUAGCUCAAAGCUUAGCACGUUAUACUUGGAAUGUCGAUAAUAUUUCUAUGUGGUGGGAGCAUGUUCCUACUUUUAUUGAUCAUCCUCUUUGCAUUGAUCAAAACAAUAUGUUCUGA